AUGGCAUUCAGCGUGCUCGUCCCUUUCCUUGUCGGGGUUGUGCUGGCCGAAUCCGAGUGCGCCACCCAAGGUGCAUGCGAGGAUUCAGCUUUCCUUCAGAGGAAUGCAAAGGACGUUGCGAAGGAUGCCCCGAAGUUUGACAAAGCCCAACUCAUCGGCUUCAGCAUUUACACGUUCCCCGUCAACACUGGCUUGGAUAAAGAUGCAGCCAUGGAAGCUUGGAACGAGGCGAAGCCAUUCAUCCCUAUGCUUGCAGAGCUGGGCAUCCACGUCAACGUGACGUACGAGAGCGUGCAGUACUACGCUGGUUUAGAUGAUCCGGAGCAAGACGUGAAGCUGCGCUUCAAUCUCAUGAAGUUUGUUUGCGAGACCGCACGCAAAAAGGCUGACUACGACCCUGCGGAUUCCACGUUGAAAGUCUUCAUGGCGCCCGAAUUUUUCUUCAGAGGGGAGCGGGGAGCGUAUGACGCCAAUUCAGUUUACGGCUGCGACGGGGAUGGUCCCAAAUGUCAAGGGACCAUCCAUACGCUUCUGACGCUGAUGAAAGAUUUCGUGGCGGACGAGAAAUGGAAGGGUUGGUUGUUCGUGUUCGGCACGGUCAUUGCUGAUGAGCCGAAGCCAGAUGACCCAACGAAGUCCCUGUACUACAAUGCCGCGCCAGUGCUGCUUGGAGGCAGCUCCGAGCGUUUCCUCGUCACAAAGCAGUUCAUCAGCAGCAUCGACUUCUUGUCGGCCUGUGCGCCAUCUCAACAGUGCACGGAGAAACCGAAGGCAGAAGCCAAUGCCGUGAUCCCGGAGUAUGCCCAAAAGUACCUGCGUGACUUGGGCUUCCAGGUGAUUGAAGACAACAUCUUUACGGUUGGUGGUGUUCUCACCAAGCCUGGAGGUGUGUUUGGAUCAUCUUAA
Symbiodinium natans is the source of this 906-nucleotide messenger RNA. Lineage: Eukaryota; Dinophyceae; Suessiales; Symbiodiniaceae. The record is from the annotation of a GenBank genome assembly.